CACAAAUUAAAAAAGAAGAAGAAAGAAAAAGCACCACGGAAAAAGCGUUCUCUGCAACUUUUUUCCCGUUUCGCUCACCGAGUCGUGACUCGGUCCCCCCCUUCCCUUUUGCAACCGAGUUCUGACUCGGCCCCGCGACAUCAUCAUCACGCUCCCUUCCACUUGCAUCAUCCUCGGUAUUGCAUAAAUUCCCCCAAUGGGUCUUUCUCGGAAGUCCAAGUUUCCAACUUUAACCAACUUUUUAACCUCUGGUUUUCGAUGCUUCUCUGAAAUCCGCGUUUGCGUUCCUUCGUACUUUCUUCUGUGGAAAUGGCCGAAACUCGCGCCGAUGGGGUUCCCGGAACGCCUUCUAUAAGGGAAGUGAGACCCGAGACGGGAAUCGGGUCGGGUGGGGACCCGAUUCCCGGGAUUAGAAGGGUGAAUUUGCGAGCCGAGAUUGAUACGUCGCCGCCAUUCGGGUCGGUCAAGGAGGCUGUGACCCGUUUUGGAGGUAGCGGGCCUUGGAUACCCCUUUACAGGCUUGGAGAGGCUUUUAACAACAUUGAAGAUUUCGACUUAAAGAAAGUGGAGGAACAAGCAGCAGAGUUGGAGAAGGAUUUAAUAGUCAAAGAACUUGAAACACUUGACGUGCUUGAAGAACUUGGAGCUACCAAAAGAAUUGUGGAGGACUUAAAGCAGCAGCUACAAAAAGAAGCAUUGAAAUGUUUUGCAACUCCUGAUGUAAAUUCCUAUGAACAGGUUGGAACUCCUGUUAUUAAGGAGAUGAAUAAGGAAAAUUAUGGAAAUAUUGUUAACAAUCAAGAACAUAUAUUGCAAAGUCCAACCCCCUGCACUAUGUCAUCACCUGAUCUGAUCUUAAUGGAGUUGAAACAAGCCAAAAUGAAUCUUGGUAAAACUAUAGAUGAACUUGGGGUGAUUCAAUCCUCUGUUGAAUCUUUGAAUAAGAAGAUGAAGAAGGAGAAAAUUUUUCUAGAGAGGACACGCCAAAAGCUAGCAUCAAAGUUUGCAUCUUUCUCUGCUCAAGAAAGGGCCCAGGAGCAAACAAGAUUAAAUCCACCAGCAUCUCAUGUAGAAUGCGCUUUUUAUAAUCCUGCUAAUAUUAUGAGGAACUUCAAUUCUGAUUCUGAGCAGUAUAAUAGAACGGUUGAAACACGAGCUGAAGUUUCAAAGCCCUUACCUGUGUAUGAUGUGAAUGGAUUUAGUAUUAAGACUGCUGAGAUGAGGUGGCUUGCAGCUAAAAAGAUGGAAGAAGCUGCAAGAGCUGCAGAAGCUAUUGCUUUUGCCGAAAUCAAGGCUCUAUCUAGUGCUGAGAGAUCAUCAGGGUUUGCUCUUCCAGAACCCGAGAAAGUCACUUUUGCUUUAGCAGAGCGCUCUCCUUUAAACCCCAAGGCUCAGAUACCUGAGGAGUCAACUUUGAAGAAGGUAAUAGAUUCCAAGUUUCAAAUUGAUGAAACAAAUAUUUCUAAACUUACUAUUUUGAAGAAGUUGGAGGAAGCAACAAAAGAAGUUCUACAUAGCAAAAAAGUCUUGACAGAUGCUUUAAACAGUGUUGAAACUGCAAAUAGAAAGCAACAUGCUGUUGAGGAGGCUCUAAGGAGAUGGAUUCCAGAGGAUGAUCUGAAGAAGCAAGCGGUGUAUAACUCUAUUAGCUGCAACAAGUUUAAUCAAGCUGGAAAUUGUCAUGAUUCUUCUCUACCGGAUUUAACCAAGUCAACAACAGCAAACAAUGAUCCAAAGCCUGUUUUAAGGUCCACAAUUUCAAUGAGAGAUGUACUUAGCAGAAAGCAAGUUCCCGAAGGGUAUGCUACAAGAAAGGAGAUGGAAGAGCACACUGAAAGACAAAAGGUAGCAUUGAGUCAAAUGCUUCGAGCAUUGAGGGAAGAUAUAACUCUUCCAACAAAUGCUGAUAAAGAUGGCAGCAAUCAAAAGCGGUUCGUAUCACAGAGGAAGAAGUUUGGAUUCAUCCAAAUAUCACUCCCGAUGACAAAGCCAAAUAAGAGAAGGGCAUGAAAUUUUAAUCCUACAUGCCUAUGCAUGGAUGAAUAACCACUACUCAUGCAUCUUUAUGUCUUCCCUUGCCAUUCUUUAUUGGUUCAUGUGUUACGUUUGCUUUCCUAUUAUUUAUGUAGAAGUUUGUGUGGGUGUCUGAUAUUGUAAAAUAUGUUGUGCUUGAGUGAUUGGUGAUUAUUCUAUGACUAGCUUUGACGGAGCUAGUGGAUUAUGUUGUACUCAUUUGAUGCAUUAGAGUGAUGAGGAAUUUAUCCACAGGUUAUGAAGGUUUUAUCAUUGGCUAAUUUGAUUGUUGGGAAAAAAAAAAUAGUUACCUCCUCCCCCUACCCCAGAUC
Molecule: messenger RNA, 2345 nt
Organism: Gastrolobium bilobum
Lineage: Eukaryota; Viridiplantae; Streptophyta; Magnoliopsida; Fabales; Fabaceae
Product: WEB family protein At2g40480-like
Exons: 2
Coding region: 310-2010 (566 amino acids)
Source: RefSeq, a predicted model, not a curated record